UAGUGCUUUGCUUGUGCCAGACUUGGUGUUGUUUUCUAAGUGUGUAUAGGUAGGUGGGUCAACAACCGACCGCCUCGUUCAAUCACCUCGUGGGAUGAUCUUCUCAAUAAAUUCAUGACCCGCUACUGCCCUCCUUCGAAGAUGGCCGAGUGGAGAAAGAAGAUCACCCAUUUCGAGCAAGAAGAAGAUGAGACCUUGAGAGAUUCUUGGGAGAGAUUUUCCGAUUACUUCCUUCAAUUCCCUCACCAUGGAUUCGAAGAGCAAUUUCAUAUUUAAACUUUCUAUGGUGGACUUAUACAAGAAGACAAGAUUCUCAUUGACUCUCUUUGCCAAGGGAAAUUGAUGAAUAUGACCCCACCUCAAGUGAUCGAGUUGCUCAAAUACAUGGCCUUCAAAGGAUACAAUUGGGGCUUGAAGAGAAGUAUAAAGAGAAGCAAUGAUAGAGGAGUGAGAAGUGUGGGAGCAAGCGCUCCACUUGAAGCGAAGCUUGACAAGUUGAUCGAGAUAAUUCUUGAGGAUAAGAAGCAAGGGAAGAGAGCGGUGAUGUCUUGUGAUUGGUGUUCAAGCACUAGCCAUGAGAUGGCGGAGUGCCAAGCAAUGAAGGAGGCAAAAACUCUCGAGGAAAAAGUCAAUUUCGUGGCAAAUGCUAGGGCUAAUAACCCGUAUAGCAAUACUUAUAAUCCCGGAUGGAUGAAUCAUCCUAAUUUUGCUUGGUCAUUGAGUCGCAUGAAACUACAUUAAAAAUUAAUUCUGACUAGAGUCCAAGUUUUUCAACUUUAGGCGGGUGCAGUAUAGAGCAAGUAUUUAAAUAUCGACUCGGGCCGAUCCAUGUACCCCUACUUCAAUCGCUUAAUUUGUUAUCUAGCAAAACGGUUUUGGGUUUAAAACUAAGAAAACUACAAACUACACAAGCAAAGAAAAGUAAAUAAAGGAAAAUCCUAAUUAAGGGAGCUUCACCCUGUAAUUGCUUCCUCCUAACUAGCUACCACGACUCGUUGGAUUGAAUGGAGUCGUGUGGCGUAGGUGGUUGUGAACCGCGGGGGUGAGCAACUAGUGAUAGAUUUGUCACGGAAUCAAAUCACUAGUGAUCGAUUUGUCACGGGAUCGAUCCACUCACCAAGUCUAGGGGAACCACUAGGAGGAGCAACUAGUGAUCCAUUUGUCACGGGAUGGAUGCACUAGAGAUCGAUUUUCCAUGGGAUCGAUCCUCUCACUCAGUCACUAGUGGUUUCCUAGGCCUCUCCCUCAAACCGGAGUUUGAACUACUUAAUCACAACCAACCUAGAUGCAAACUUGAGUCAAUGGUCUCUAACCUAGAUAUUAGAUUGCUAAGCACGAUUAUGCACAAACCUUAAGUUGCUAAGCACAAUUAUGCACAACCCUUAGCUUGCUAAGCACAAACAUGCACAAUCACCAGGAAAACACCUCUAAUACUCAAAUUAAUGCAAACCCACACUUAAUCAUUCAAUCUAAGCAAGUAAUUACAAAGUAUAAGUUAGGGAUCUACAACACCCAAGAGAAAAGAGUGAGUUUCUAAAGAGAGAGAGGGAUUACAAAUUUUAUCUCAAGAUCUUCUUCUUCUUGUAGUUGGCUUGAAUCUCCACCCAAGCCUCCAAUGAUGCUCCAAGAUCACUCUAGCACUCUCGCUCUCUCUCUCAAUAGAACUCCCCUUCGGUUUUUUUGGGCAAAACCUAGAGAAAGAAACUAAUUCUUCUCCAAAAACCAGCUCUCAAAACCAGCUCCCCUUUCUCUCUCCCGGCAGUUGUCUUCAUAUUUGCCCGAAAGUGGUCAGUUCACGAACGCGUUGUCCAGUUAAUGGCCGUGAACUCCUAAACGCGUCCGUGAACUCAGAUGUCUCCAAAACGCGCCGCUUCACUUGCCUGGGUUCUUGGUUAAUGGCCCCAGUUCACGAUCUUAGAGACCGUGAGCUGCCUUGUCGUUAGUAACUUCUGGAACCACGCUAGACUGCUCGAUGUUCACGGUUUGUGGUCCAUGUUCACGGUCUUAGGAGACCGUGAACUACCUUGUCUGGUCGUGAACGACGGCUAUUUCCUGGGACGCCUUCACUUCACUGCGCUUUUGACCUCCAAUUAUCCCAAAAUACGUCCUUGACCCUUCCACACGUGCUAGGACCUAAAAUGUAUCAAAACAUACACAAUCUAGCGUGAAAUAUUUCGAGCAACGAUGAAAUACUAAGCCAAACGAAUAAGACGUGAGGGGUAAA
This is a messenger RNA of Linum trigynum, 2224 nucleotides long. NCBI's taxonomy places the organism in Eukaryota, Viridiplantae, Streptophyta, Magnoliopsida, Malpighiales, Linaceae. The record is from the annotation of a GenBank genome assembly.